AUGACGGUGAAAUCGUGCUACAUCAACCAGCUCUCCACUUCUAUUGCCAUCACUUCUACCAUUCCCCGACUUAACAACAAGACAUACAUCGUCAACAUGCCACAGAUCCCAACAGAACAAUGGGCGCAAGUCAUCGAGAAGACCGGCGGUCCCGUUGAGUACAAGAAGAUUCCCGUCCAGAAGCCCGGUCCCGAUGAGGUUCUCGUCAACAUCAAAUACUCUGGUGUAUGCCACACUGAUCUACACGCUGUCAACGGCGAUUGGCCUCUGGCUACGAAGCUACCUCUCGUCGGUGGCCACGAAGGUGCUGGUGUUGUAGUUGCACGAGGAGAGCUUGUCAACGACGUUGAGAUUGGAGACUAUGCAGGCGUCAAGUGGCUCAACGGUUCAUGCUUGGCCUGCGACUUCUGCCAGCAAGCGGAUGAGCCCCUGUGCCCGAAGCCUCUUCUCUCUGGAUACACUGUCGAUGGUACCUUCCAGCAAUACUGCAUCGCCAAAGCCGCCCAUGUAGCACGUAUCCCCAAGGAAUGCGACCUUGCUGCUAUUGCUCCUGUCCUCUGCGCUGGUAUCACUGUCUACAAGGGCCUCAAAGAGUCCGGCGUCAAGCCUGGACAGUGGGCUGCUAUCGUUGGUGCCGGAGGCGGUCUAGGUUCUCUUGCUUGCCAGUACGCAAAGGCUAUGGGUGUACGAACCAUCGCUAUCGACACCGGUGAUGAGAAGAGGAAGAUGUGCACCCAGGACCUUGGUGCCGAGGCUUUCGUCGACUUCUCCACAUCAAAGAACCUCGUUGCAGACGUACAGAAGGCAACACCCGAUGGCCUUGGCCCGCAUGUCGUCAUCCUUGUCGCUGUCAACGAGAAGCCGUUCCAGCAAGCUGCUGAGUACGUCCGACCCCGUGGUACCGUCAUCUGCAUUGGUCUUCCAGCUGGUGCCUACCUGAGGGCGCCCGUUUUCGAGACCGUCAUCAAGAUGAUCAGGAUCCAGGGUUCGUAUGUCGGUAACCGCAAGGACAGUUCAGAGGCCAUCGAGUUCUUCCGUCGUGGCUUGAUCAAGGCUCCGUACAAGAUCGUUGGUCUAUCCGAAUUGCAGAUGGUCUACGACAAGAUGCACCAGGGCGCCAUUGUUGGACGCUACGUCUUGGACACAUCGAAGUAAACACAGUGUGAUGAUGAUGAUUCAUGAGGAUGGAGGAAGGGACUGUAUAUAAUGGUCGAUGAUCCAACACAAUGAGUUAAAGAUGAUAUGUCACCACUAUUUCCUGGUGCAAUAUAGACAAACAUGUCUGCUCGUUUGAUCAUGCAUGUGUACACUUGGUCAACAUAAAA
Molecule: messenger RNA, 1325 nt
Organism: Pyrenophora tritici-repentis Pt-1C-BFP
Lineage: Eukaryota; Fungi; Ascomycota; Dothideomycetes; Pleosporales; Pleosporaceae
Product: AdhP, Zn-dependent alcohol dehydrogenase
Cellular component (GO): cytoplasm
Molecular function (GO): zinc ion binding; alcohol dehydrogenase (NAD+) activity
Source: RefSeq, a predicted model, not a curated record